AUGAAAACUUGCUACAGUCUUUUAAUAAAAUAUUCUGAAAAUUAAUAUUAAAAAAAUACAAUUAAACAAUUUUUUUCUUUUAUUAAAAUAUAAGCUCAAUUUAAAAUGAAUCACAGUUAAAAAUAGUAUUUUUAUUUAUUUGCUAUUAUAGGAUUGCUAAAAGUAAUAGUUAAAAGCUAAAUCAUAGGACAAAUGAAUUUUAUGAUAAUAGAAGAAUUGAAUUGUGUAUUUUACCACAUUCCUUAAGAGAGUAAGCAACAAUGGCGUUUUAAAUUUUUUAUUCCAAAUGAUAAUUAUGAUGGAUAAAAGCGGCUAGAUUUGCCUUCAGUGAUUAAUCCUCCAUAAUAUUAUAUAGAUAAUAACUAAGUUUAUAUUUCUACUAUGGAAGGACUUUUAGAAAAUAAUCAAAGAUAAUUUUUUUAUUUUGACUUAAGAGUUGAUUUUAAUCAAAUUAGAGAUGGAUUUUUAAGAAAUAGGUAAUGCGCUGGUACUUUUUAUGUUAAAAAAUAUGGUGAGUAUUAUUAUUUCAUUUGUGCAGCAAGAUACAUUAUCUAAGAUAAGGAUUUUUCAAAUCUUUAAUACAAAACAUAGAUUUUUUAAUAAAUAUCACAAAUGUCAUGUUAAUCUAAUUAUUAAAAUUAUAUGAUUUCUUAAGAUCUUUUGAUAUAUAAAUCUUAUAUUAUUAAUAUCAGUUCUUUAAAUUAAUACUGCUAUUCUUUACUUUUAGUUGAUAAAUAGUUUGAUCUCUUUGUUUACGAAGAUGACAAUACAAUAACUAUUUGCUAAUUAGAUGUUAAUUCAAGUAAUCUUAACUGUUUAAAAUAAUUAAUAAUAAAUAAACCCUACAUAGGCAUAAGUAUUUUCUAAAUAUUUAUUUCAUAAGUAGUAGAAUCUAAUGGAGUUAAUUUAAUUGCAUUCGCUCUAUCUGCUUAAAAAGUUCACACUUUCUACGAUAUCAGCACUUUUACUGUUUUGUAAACUUCGGGUUAUAUAAAACAAAUUGAUAACAUAACUUAAUCUAUUUAAAUAAAAAAUAUAAUUAUGGUCUAUCAAUAGUAAAAGGUUGAUUAAAAAAUAAUUUUCAGAUAUAAUAUUCAAACAUAAAAAGUAGAUAUUACAUAAUUAGAUUGGAAGAACUCAUAAUAUACAUUUACAAAUGCAUUAACAAAUUAAUUUUAACCUUAUAAAGGAACAUUAUAAAGAUUUUCUAAUUUAUAAAAUUUUGAUAAGAAUCCUCCUAAUAGUGAAGUAAUUGCUAUAACAUUAUUAAUUGACAAGUAAGAUUUUAGCACAAUAAUUUGGAAUAAAAAUUUUAUCCUGGCCACUUGCAGAGAUUAUUGUGAUGAUUGUUAGCAAGCAAUAGAUAGUCAGAAGUGUUUAUAAUGUUUAAUAAGCUAUUUUCUUUAGCCAGAUAAUAUUACAUGUGAAAAAUCAUGCCCUAGCUUAUCAAUAUAGAAUAAUGAUAAUUUGACUUGUGAUUGCGUUUAAAAUGCGAGCUUAAUAAAUAAUUAAUGUUAGUGCAAUAGUUAGUUUCAUAUGGAAGGAAAUGCAUGUAUUUAAUGCUCUAUUCCUAAUUGUGGUUAGUGUAAAGAUUCGAUAGCAUGUAUGAAGUGUUAAUAAGGAUACUACUUAUUUGAAGAUUUCUCUUGCAACAUUUGCAAUAUCUAGGAUGGUUAUUAUAAAAAUGGAUAAAACUGUUUGCGUUGCUUCCAUUCAUGUUAAACUUGUGAAGGUCCUAAUUAAAAUUAAUGUCUAAGUUGUAAACUUCCAGAUUUUUAUAUGUUUUAGGAUAAACAAUGCAAACCAUGUGACAUUAACAAUGGUAAUUUUAUCAGUAAUUAAAAUUGUAUUUCUUGUUCUGAAAAUUGCAAGACAUGCUUAGGUGCUAAUCAAAAUCAAUGUACAAGUUGUUAUGAAGGUUAUGAUAUCAUCAAUAAUUUUUGCUAAUAGACAUCCUUAAAUUAUAAUUCUCAGGUUUUUACUGAAUAAAAGAUAUAAUAAAUUUAAUAGAUAUCUUCUUCAACAUCAUCUGCAUUGAUUGUUAGCACUACCAUUAUGAACUUAAUUCAAAAUAUAGGAUCUAACUCUAGCUUUGGCAUCUUAAUUUCUAGCCUAACAGUAUAAAAGCUAGCUUAUCUAUAUCUUUUGAAUGCAAACUUACCAAAGUAAAUUUCCUCUGCAUUAGAAAUUCUAUCUGGAAAGUUACCUUCUCAGUAGUUUAAAGUCUUAAAUCCAUUUAGUUAACUAUUAGAUAACUAUUUAAUAUAAUACUAAAAUAUUAAAUAUUAAAAAAUGGAACUUCCUUACCAUAUUUUAGUCAACUGUGGUUAAGCUAUUAUUUUAUUUGCUAUAUGCUCUUUUCUCUUUGCACUAUUUUACAUCUUAACAGAGAAAAUUUAAAUAGAUAAAGUCAAACAAAAUUCAAUUAAAGUCUACUAAUCUUUAUUCUCAUCAUUGAUAAUUUAGUAUUUUCAGUUAAUAAUAUCCAUUUUCGUAAUUAGUAUUAACUAACAGAUUAAAGAAUUCUUUUUAUAAUUAAGUAUUGAGUAAUUAGGAAUUAAAUUAUUUAUUACAUACAUUUUGUUAAUUUUAACAAAAUUUAUAUGUAAAUAACAAUACAAAUAUUUAAAUACUGAAAAUAAUAUGUAACCAGAGAUGAGCUUUUAAGAAAUUACUAAAAAUAAAAUAUAAAAUGAAACCAUUUAUGAUUCAAAAUUGAGAAGAAAUUUUAUAAUUAUUUACCAAUUUUAUGAGUCUUUUCUCCUACCUACUUGCUUUAUUUAACUUUGCAAUAACUGGAUAGCAGCAAAUAUUGUAUCAAUAAUCCUUUAUUUAAACCUUUUUGUAAUGGUUAUCUACUUGAGGCCUUUUUUCUCUAAAUUAACUAAUAUGUAUUUUAUAAUUAAUUAUCUAAUUUGGUUGUUGCUGUAAAUUUAAUUCUUGGUGCUCAAUUAUUACUGUAAUUAAAAUAAUAUCUCUGAAUAUACUUAGGAUAUAGAUGCUAUUAGUUUAUCUUUUUUAAUAAAUAUCCUAAUAGUUUAACUAAUUUAGCCAUUUUAUAUGCUAGUAACUCUCAGCAUAAAGAUUUAUGAUCUUGUUAAAUAAAAAAUAGUUGAAAAAAAAUUAUAAUAACAAGAAGAUUAAUUAAAUCAAUAAUAAUUUACUGAUUUGAAUUAAUCAAACACAUAAAUUGAGCUAGUAAAUAACAAAAUCAAACCUUUUAACAUUAUUAAAAUUUUUAAGUAAAAUAAGUGCUCUUAAAAUUAAAAAGAUGAAUUAAAUAUACUAGAUAAGUAAAAUCAAUCUGAAAUAAUUUAAAAAUAUGAUUGAGUGUUUUUGUUUUGUAUUUUUAUGUUUAUUUUAUUUUAAAAUACUUUAUGUUAAUAAUAAUUUUUUUUUCUUUC
This is a messenger RNA of Tetrahymena thermophila SB210, 3404 nucleotides long. Its product is annotated as transmembrane protein, putative. The transcript has 11 exons. The record is from RefSeq and is a predicted model, not a curated record. Lineage: Eukaryota; Ciliophora; Oligohymenophorea; Hymenostomatida; Tetrahymenidae.